Molecule: messenger RNA, 717 nt
Organism: Rana temporaria (common frog)
Lineage: Eukaryota; Metazoa; Chordata; Amphibia; Anura; Ranidae
Product: protein Flattop-like
Exons: 5
Coding region: 43-654 (203 amino acids)
Biological process (GO): cilium organization
Cellular component (GO): ciliary basal body
Source: RefSeq, a predicted model, not a curated record
UUGGUAACGGGAGUGUAAACAGAAAGAGGAGAAGGGAGCAACAUGGCCACACACUACAGUGCCAAUCAGUACGAGAGCGCGUUCCACCCCCAGCAACUGCAGAACUGGACCGUCCCGAAACCCUACAAACAGUAUCCUUCCACCUAUGAAGGCUUCACUCAGUUUAUCGCCAAUGACAGAGGUCAUCUGCUUUCCGGAGUACCCAGGGCCAAGACCAGCCCAUGGGGAACGUUCAUGGGGACGUGGGACAUGCCUCUGAAGAUCCCUCCUUCUAAACUGAGCCACACCUCCCGCUCAGCAGACGCAUCGAAACGCCUGACACAGUGGGUUGAGAAUUCGGACCCUCUCAUCAGCGCCUCCAACGGGCUGAGGCUAACCAUCACCGGCAAGGCGCAGAAGGCGGGGUCCUGGAAACCGAGUCCAACCCCCAACCAGAAGAGUGGGCGUGCCGCGGGGAGCCCAGAGAAGACGGGAGAGAUGGUGGCACAGAGAUCACCAGCUGUCACCCCAACUGGCUCUCAGAAAGAUGGCCGCAGGAGCUGGCGGGCCCCAGAGGAGGCGGAGCAAGUGCACAGCGGCAGUAGACCGCCAUCGCAAUGUGAUGCUCAGAAAGAAGACCGACACCUCUCUGUGACAACUCCGACUUGCAACUAGGAACUAAAGAAUGUUAAAUUAUCCUAAGAGAAAAUAAAAAUGUUGACAUUAUUAAAAAACAUU